Molecule: messenger RNA, 773 nt
Organism: Rotaria sordida
Lineage: Eukaryota; Metazoa; Rotifera; Eurotatoria; Philodinida; Philodinidae
Source: the annotation of a GenBank genome assembly
GCCAACUUGUGAAUAAUGCAAAUGAAUCAUUGGUAAUCAAUGAACCAUGUUUACAGAAUGGUUUUGUUCAAAAUUUAACUUACGAUGAUAUAUUUAGUACACCUUGUGCUCGAAAUCAAUAUGCACCAUUACCAAGUAUUAAUAAAUCAUCAAUAUUCUCAUUCAUAGGAUCCGGUGAUUCUUCACUAUGUUCUGAUCUUGUACGAGAACGUUUAAAUCAAUCAAUUUGUACAUUAACAACUUGUAGUUUUGAUAAUGUCUAUCAACCAGUACCAAUUUCACCAUCAACUAAAUUUAUUGCUAUUUCAGCAUGGUAUACAACAUUCAAUAAUUUAGCUCCAAAUAUUAGUUUAUUACCUAAUACAGAUGGAAAUUAUGAUUUUAAUUCUGUUAAUUUUAAUCAAAUUCAAACAGCUAUUGCUGCAAUAUGUCGUCAACCAUGGUCAGAUUUACCUCAACCAGAUAAAUAUCGACCAUUUUUAUGUUUUAAUUCAAUGUAUCAUUGGACAUUACUUCAACAUGGUUAUUCAAUGAGAGAUGAAAAUCUAAAAAAUUUUCAUAUUGUUAAAUCAAUUAAUUCUAAUGAAAUUGGUUGGACAUUAGGUUAUAUGAUAAAUCAAACAAAUUCUAUAGAUCCUGAAUUUCGACCGAAACGUUUAAUAACUAAAGAUGAAUUUGGUGGUUUAUUAUUUUUAUGUUCGUUCUUGCUGAUUGUUAGUGCAAUUAUAACUAUUAUAGCAAUGAUGCGGUAUAAAAGACGUCGAGAUUAUUAA